AUGGAUUCAUCUUUAAAUACUCAUAUAAAUUCAUCUAUUCUUGAUCUUAGUCAACGAACAACAAUAACAACAACAACAAAAAUAAAUACAAACUAUUCAGAUGUUAUUAUUGACAAUUGGACAAAUAAUUCUCCAUGUAAUUAUACAGAUAUAAUUGAUGAUAAUGAUCUUCGAAAAAUUGAAUCAGAAAAAACUUUUAAUAUUGAACAAUCAUUAACUGAUCAAUUUCAAAAUUUACCAAUAAAAGAAGAUAUAUUAUCUGAUAGUUCAACUAUAAAUAAAUCAAAACUUGAUCUUUCUCACCGAACAAAAAAUUCCAAUUCAUCAACAUAUCAAAUAAUAAUUCAUAAUCUUGAACCCUGUUUAAAUUCUUCUCCAUUAUCAUUAUCAAAUUUUCUUUGGUCAAAAUAUUUUUCUCUUAUUAAUGAACGUUCAGUUUCCGAUGAAUUUUUUGAUCAUUAUUUAUCAUCAAUUAAUUCAGGUUUAGAAAUUGAUAUGAAACUUGAAUAUUGUUAUGAUAUACAACGUGAUUUAUAUUGGUUAACACAAAUACAAUUAGUUUCUCAUAGUUUAAUACUUUUACAUUUUGUUGGUAUACCAGAAGAUGAUACAUCAAAUGAUUUUUGGGCUUAUGUUUAUGGACAACGUUGUCAUCCAAUUGGAUGGUGUAAAGAAAAUAGUAAAUUAAUGUUACCACCACCUAUUGUUACAAAAAGAGCUAUUCAACACACAACAAUUAAUAAUACGAAUAAUACAAUUAGUAAUGGAAAUGAUAAACAAUCAAUGAUAAAUAAAGGAGAAAAUGAAGAAUUACAAACACCACCAAAUUAUUUAUUUAAUAAAGAUAUUGGUCUUAAUCCUGCUGAACAAUUAAAAUGUGGUAUGUUACUUGAAAUUCAAGAUCUAAAUCGCCCAUGGACUUUAUGGUUUGUUCGAAUAGUCAACAAUCGUGGUGGACGAUUACAUCUACGAUAUAUUAGUCAUAUAAAUGAAGAUGAAGAACAAGAUUCAUCUGAUAUACAUAUAUUUUAUCUUGAUUGGCGUAUUCAUUUUAUUGGUUGGACUUCAAAAAAUCCUUCAAUUUAUUUCUAUGAUAUUCCAACUUGUUUAUUAUUAAAUUUUGAUAAACAAAUAAUUAUUGAUACAUGUUUAUUGAAAUCUCAAAAUCAAUUUCUUCCAGUAAAUUUAUUUAAAGAUCAAGAAGAAAUGCGUAAACAUCGUUUUAAUGAAGGAAUGAAAUUAGAAGUAUUUGAUAUUAAAACACAAAAUAUUUAUAUUGGUACGAUAGGUCAAGUACAUAAUGAAUAUUAUUUUGAUAUAAUUAUUGAUAAUGAUAAUCAAUCAAUAUUUGUAGCACAUGCUACACAUCCACAUAUAUUACCAAUACAUUGGGCAGCUGAACAUAGAUUUGCAUUAAUGAAAGGUAAAGGUAUACGUCAAUCAGAAGAUUAUUGGAAUAUUUAUACAGAAAAAACUGAUAAAAAUGAUAUAGCACCUGAACGUUGUUUUAAUUUAAUUACAUUAAAUUCAACAGGAAAUAAUCGUGUUGAACCAGGAAUGAAAAUGGAAAUGAUUUAUACAUUAAAUAAUAUUGAUUAUGUAUUUUCUGUUACACUUAUACAUGUUGUUGAUCAUCUUAUGUGGUUAAGAGUUGAUAAUACCAGUUUAUUUAAUGAUGAAUAUUUAUUUUAUCAUGUUGUACCAAUAAAUUCAUUAAAUGUUUUUCCUGUUGGAUGGGCUAAAUUUAAUGGAUUUGAUUUAUUAACACCAAUGGAAUAUAAAAUUAAUAUUAAAACUUAUGAACAAAAUCGAUAUGAAUUAUUUUCAUCAGUAACUCAUUAUCCAAAAAUACCUCGUGUGUAUUUAAAUGAAAUCUAUCAAUUAACAUUAUAUGUAAAUAUUCGAUGUUUUUCCGGUCCUCAUUUUUGUGCAUCCCGUCUUGCUCGUAUUCCAUCUCAAUUUGGUCCAGGACCAUAUCGUCAUGUUCUCAUAGAUAUGUUUCAUCAUCUUCUAUCAGCAUCAUCAACAUCAACAAAUACUCUUCGAGCAUUACGUCGACUUGAACAUCCAUCAAAUACAUUACAUCUUAAAACAGAAUAUAUUAAAGCAGCAAAAAAAUCUUCAAAAUUAAUACGUCCUAUAUCAUUACCAACUGAUCCUUAUUUAAUCUGUCAGUAUAUUCGUCAUAUAUGUACACAAUUAGAAGCAUGUCCUAAUUUAAUAAGUAUGAAACGUGUAGAAAACAAUUGUCCAGAUAAAUGUCAUAUAUUAAUAAAUACUUUCGCUCUUUCAAUUCAUUCAAAACAUAAACGAACUCAACUUCGUGCUGCUCAAAAUCGACAACGAAAACAAAAGUCCUUGCUAUGUCAUUUAAAAACAAGUACAAAUCCUUCGACAGUUUCUACUCCUGCUGUUGAAGAAUCACCUUCUAUUGAACCAUCACUGGAAACAUUAACUAAUGAUAGUUCUUCGCCAAUACCACCACCACCUGGAAGUGAUCGUAAAACACGUGGUUUUCGUGUUCAUAUUGAACCAAGAACACAUACUGUUACACGAACAAAUAGAAAACAAAAAUUAACAUCAACAGUAACAAUUAAACAAGAACCAAUGGAAAUUAAUGAUACAAAAAUUGAAUCUUCACCACUACCAGUACAAGUUCCAAUUAAAGAAUCUAAACGUCCGCGUAUAACAAAAAAUAAACGUCCUUCAUCUCCUGUAAUAACAAUGAAUAUUUUAUCAAAUCCCUCUUCUCCAUCUAAUAGAACAAAGAAAAAACGACGUUCUCCUCAAAUAAUGAAUGAAUUUGCAUCAUCAUCAUCAUCUUCUUCGGAUAUAACAAUUCCAAAAAUUGAAAUUCAACAAUCAACAUCAUCACUUAUUCAACCAACAUUUUCCAUUCCACCAAUUGAUACACGAAAUCCAGUUACAUGGAAUGUUAAUGAUGUUUGUUCCUAUUUAAAUCAAUCAGGAUGUUCAUUUGCAUUAAAAACAAUUAAAGAACAAGAAAUUGAUGGUGCUGCUCUUCUUCUUCUGGAUGAUUUACCUAAAGUUCAAGAUUUACUAGAAUUUAAAUUAGGUCCAGCUGUUAAAUUUUGUCAUGUAGUUGAACAACUUCGUACACAAGUUAUUGAUACAUUUCAUUCAUCACCAUCAUUAAAAACUUCACGUUUAUCAACAACUAACACAUCUUGA
Molecule: messenger RNA, 3192 nt
Organism: Adineta steineri
Lineage: Eukaryota; Metazoa; Rotifera; Eurotatoria; Adinetida; Adinetidae
Source: the annotation of a GenBank genome assembly